UGCCUCUACGCCAUCUCUCUAUAAAGUCAUCGGAAAUGGAGUCCGGCAAUCUCGCUGAGAACGGACACUGUUCCGAUGCCGCCGGCGAACCUCGAUCGUCUCUCAUCCUUCUCGGAACCGGCUGUUCCAGUGUCGUCCCCAAUGCCAUGUGCCUCAUCCAGCCCUCCGAUCCUCCCUGUAAUGUCUGCUUCCAGUCAUUGUCGCUCCCUCCGGAGCGGAACCCAAAUUACAGGUGCAAUACUUCUCUUCUGAUUGAUUAUUGCCAGAACAAUGGUGAACACAAAUACAUAUUGAUUGAUGUCGGAAAGACAUUUAGGGAGCAAGUUAUUCGGUGGUUCACUUUUUAUAAGAUUCCUCAAGUGGAUUCUAUAAUUUUGACUCAUGAACAUGCUGAUGCAGUUCUUGGUUUGGAUGAUAUACGUGCUGUUCAGCCAUUUAGUCCUACAAAUGAUAUCAGUCCUACUCCUGUUUACCUCAGUCAGUAUGCAAUGGAGAGCAUUGCCACGAAAUUUCCAUACUUGGUUAAGAAAAAACUUAAAGAAGGCCAAGAACUGAGACGGGUAGCACAGCUUGACUGGAAAAUAAUUGAAAGCAACCAUGAGAAACCAUUUGUUGCAUCAGGCCUGCAAUUUGUUCCUUUGCCAGUGAUGCAUGGAGAAGACUAUCUCUGUUUGGGCUUUCUUUUUGGUGAAAAAUGUAAAGUAGCUUAUAUAUCUGACAUAUCACGUUUUCCAUCAAGCACUGAGUAUGUUAUUUCAAAAAAUGGAGGUGGACAGUUGGAUCUGCUUAUCUUGGAUACAUUGUAUAAGAAAGGAUCGCAUAAUACCCACUUUUGCUUCCCUCAGACGCUUGAAGCUGUGAAGAGGAUAUGCCCAAAGCGAGCUCUUUUAGUAGGGAUGACCCAUGAGUUUGAUCAUCAUAAAGACAAUGAAACUCUAAUGGAAUGGUCCAGAAGAGAAGGAAUACCGGUUCAACUUGCACAUGAUGGGUUGAGAGUCCCCAUAGACCUUUGAUGAGGUUGAUGUACCAAAUACAAAUCGUGGACAGACACAUACCCAAAUCUGUUGUUUUCCCUAUUUUGAAGGAAAGAAAACAAUCCAUGUAUUUGGGUUGAUGUCAACUUAUUUAAUGUGGUUUUAGCAGCUGUGAUGCAAGAAUGGAAACAAAUAAGAAGAGGAUGGUGCAAAUGCCGGUGUUAAGUAAUUCUAUGAUUCAGAAAAAAGUGAAGUGCAGAGUUAUCCUGCUGGUUAACUUCAUAUUACCAUCAUUUAUUUGGAAUACAUACUACAAACAAGAGGAGUCAUAUUCCCAUUAGGGGCUGUUUAAUAUUUUCUGAAUCCUGCAUUUAUUAAGAAAUUAUAGAGAAGUGUGUCAGGGUAUGAUACUGUGCUUGUGCUUCUUCCCGUGUUUCAUUCAUGAAAAUGACAAUACCAUUGGAGGAUUCAAGUCACUCGGUCGCUUGCCUUCGCUUGGAUAUUAUUUGGCAUUGCUGGGUUUUAGUUGUAAGAGUAUUUUUUGGAUGA
Vitis riparia (riverbank grape) is the source of this 1523-nucleotide messenger RNA. Its product is annotated as putative hydrolase C777.06c. Lineage: Eukaryota; Viridiplantae; Streptophyta; Magnoliopsida; Vitales; Vitaceae. The coding region runs from base 36 to 1013 and encodes 325 amino acids. The record is from RefSeq and is a predicted model, not a curated record. The transcript has 10 exons.